GCUCGCACCCGGUUUUCUGACUUCUUCCAGCACAUGACCGGCAAUUUAAGCAACGAUGCGAAUGCUGUCGAGCAAGUCAGCCGAACACAGCAAUGAAAAAAAAUAAAUAUUUCGUACGACAAAGCAAAAAUUCGUCGCCAUAUUGAAUCCGAAGUGAGUGGUGUCAAGUUGUGUAGUGUACAGAGAAAAUUUUGCAGAUUUUCAAUUAAAUUUUACUUUUGAAAUUUGCAAUUACUAAACAAACAAUUAACCAUAAUAAAUUUGUGUUCAUGAUUGUAUGUGUGUGAAUGUGUUUUAAAGCACAUUUGCUUUGUGAGCAUACAGGCAAGAAUAGUGAUAAAAUUGGUGUGAUUGUUAAGCAGCAGUUUCAUGCAUAUGUCGAUCAGUGUGUGAACAGCAGCGUGUACCUGGCGUUGUGGAUUAUUGAAAAAGUGUUCGUCAAGAGUGAUUUUCGGCUGGUCAAUUGAUAUAAUUAACUAGAUUGUGUGCAGGGACUACACAGCAAAGGAUUAUAGCGUUAUUCGUGCUCAGAACAUAACCUAGACGUGUUACAUCGAGAUGGAGGCAACUACAACCGCAUCAACGCCAGCCCUGACGCAGGCAUCUUCCAACAACGACAAUGAUGAAAAUAUCGAAUUUGAUGCCAGUUUAUCCGAGGAAGAACGACGUUUCUAUCUCAGGGCAUAUCCCUCUGUAGAUCUGGUGCGUGAACGCAAGGUGCACUGCACUGUCUGUAAGACUCAUAUCGGUACAGCACCGAACCAAGAGGAGAAUAUCCGCAUGCAUCCGGUGUUGCGUGUAACACACUGCUUGAAAUGCCACGACUUCUAUAACAGCGGCGAAUUCAGUAAAGGCGAAGAUGGGUCAGAACUGUAUUGUCGUUGGUGUGGCCAAGGUGGUGAAGUUUACUGUUGCUCAAGCUGUCCCUACGUAUUUUGUAAAUCAUGUAUAGUUAAGAACUUGUCUCGCGGUGUGGUAGUAGAUAUUGAACAGAACGAAAAUUGGAAUUGCUUUAGCUGCGCACCGAAAAUACUUUGGCCAUUGCGUGCACAACAUUGGGCGCUAAUACGUUACAUAGAGAAACAAAAGAAGUAUAUCGAAGUGAAUCACACUAAUGAAACUGAAAAAAGAGCGCUACUGUCACAGGACCGUUCAACGUGCUGCCGUCUUGCCAAAUCGAAAUGUGGAAACAUGUCCGAUUCUAUGGAAAGUUUAGAUUCUGCAACAUCUCGACGCAGUCAAAGCAGUUCUAGCACAAAAAAGCAUUCAAAAUCGCCAGGUAGUCAUCCACAAGCACCCCCUGCCAAACGUAUGAAAAAUUCAAAUGAUGAAGUUGUUUGUACACCUGAUUUGCUGAGCAUGUUGGAGCCGGAUUGUCAAAUUACUGUACAACAGAAGACACGGCCAGCACCUUCACCCAUUACAUCAACACCGAAAAUUAUAUCAUUACAAACGCACUCACCGAAUAGUAGUGGCAUUACCUUGAAACCACACAAUAACACUCCACCACCAUUGGUACUACGCAACACCGGCAUACCCAUCCGACAUCCCUCGCCUGCACCAAUUGUACGGCGUACAAUUAUAGGUGCACGAAAUGCGCCAAUAACCGGAAAUCAUACGCCUGUUUAUCACACUAUCAAUGGUUAUCGUAUCGAUCUAAAUUCGGCAGCCCAACAAGAAACAUUCCGUUUGCCCAAUGGCAAACUGAUACAGGUGAAACGCCAGGGUACAAAUCAACCACAACCUACUACUACUCCAUCGCCGAGUAAUGCUUGGAUGCGCCAGGCAAGCCCUAUAACAGCUAUACAACAUGCUGCAAGUGGUCGCCCUGUACAAAUAACCCCAGCCCGAACAUAUUAUUCAGUAUCGCAACAACAUCAACAAAAUUCAAUGCAACAACCGCAAAUGAUACGAUAUAGUAAUACCACUGUGACGCCGGUUAGCGGUCAAAAUGGUGCUAUUCGAGGUACACAAAUACAAUUGAUUAAUGGUGUGCCUGUUGCGCCAACAGCUACGCCUGCAACGGUUAAUUCUGCAACUGCAGUACGUACACCGGUCAUGGUGCGUCACGUCUUUCCCGACACUGCCAUCGGUCAAGCGCGCUCCCAGUUACAGGAUCAGGUCUUCAAUGCCAUGGAGAUUUGCCAACAUCUUACUGGUAAAGUGCAAACACUGACCAACUCGAAUGCCUACAAACAGGCGCGCAAUUAUCUUGAAGUCAAAGAACUCUACAUACAUCUCUCAUAUCUGUUGACUUACGCGAUUGGGCGUUUUAAGGGAUUGCAGGAUAAAUGUUUGGGUGAUAUGCGACAAUUGGGAUUCGUUAAUGAUGCGGAUAGCCUGGAAAACGGACAGUUGGCGGCAGGCGUCGACUAUGUCCGUUACGGUCAACUUGAAGAUAUAGAUCUCUUCAAUACCAGCGCGAACAGUUUCCACAAUCAAGUGUAUGAAUAUCGCAAAAGUUUGUAUGCGAAUAUGGAGAAUGGCGAAGGCGUUGAUAAGAAACCGCCACUUUCACCGCUUAUGCCACUGGGGCAGCUCAAGCGCGGCGGCGCCGAUGGUGACGACGACGAGGAUUAUGGUGAAAAUGACGAGAUUGGCGAUAAUAGUUGGAUGAAAAAUACACUGGACGAGCCAACGAAUCAAACAUAUUAUGACGACGGUGUCGAUAUGACUGCCAAUGAGGAUGUGGAUGCCACUGCCGAUGCCGAUGGCGAUGAUGAGGAGAACGAUGCUGACGCUGAUGGCGCCGCUGAUUUCGAACAAUAUGUCGCACAGCAACAGCAAACGCUACGCUACAGCAACAAAGCACAUUAUGGCACUGAGGAUUACAUGAGCCAGGAGGAGCAAACACAUGCACGCGAUCGCAAACUGGCCAGACUCAUUGAGAAAUAUCCGGCAAUUUGGUGUACACGCCAUCCCGACUAUGGUAAUUUCGAGGUGACGCGCAAGUACUGGCGCAUCGUAGCGGCACACUUUAAACGCACCGAGAAUAUAAAGUUGCGCUGGAAGAAUAUACGUAAACGCUAUGUGCGCGUGGAGCGACGCAUACGCGAUGGUAAACGCUUCAACGGUUAUUUCGAUAAGACAACGAACUUUCUCGCCAAUCGCGAUCUGCCAGAAGACCAAUGGGUGGAAGUGGACUGUGGCAGUGACGAUGAUGAAGCACAGCACAUUGAACAUAAAAAGCCCACCGUCAUCGAAAAGAGCACACUAAAAGACGACAAAUUACAUGAUUGGAAUAAUGAUGAUAGUGUUGCGGACGCGGAAGACUACGAAACGUCGAGUGGUGUAAAAGCGUUGGAAGUGCAAGCGUUAGAAGUGCGCGCUUUGGAUUUGAAAAUUAUCAAUUUCGUCAAAUGUAAUCCGGUGUUAUGGCGCAAAUCUGGCGAUUCACAGUACAAUUCCAUCGAUGUGCAGUCGCGCAACUCGCUCUGGAUGCACUUAUGGCGGAGUUUGCGCUCCCAAAGUAGUAUGCUAAAUGAUCUAAAUUGCGAAGAUAUAAUGGAUCGUUGGUCGCAUUUAUAUGAAAUGUACAAGUCCUUCCGUUUAAAAACGAUUAAGAGCGAAAGCAAGCGCGCUAAUUUAGAAUUAAAAUAUUCAAAAUAUUUGGCAAAAUUAUCAUUUCUCUACAAAAUUGUCGAAGAAGAUUUACGCAAUGAGCAUUUAGAAAAUAUCGAUAUUGAUUUUAUGCAAGAGGUGACGGAGAACGACAGCCGUUUGCAGGACGAACCGGACGAUAAGGAAUUCAUGCUGCAGUUGGUGCGUGCUGUGCAGCGUUAUCCAUUGUUGUGGGAUAAAUUGAAUGUCGAUUACUACGAUCAAGUGUUGCGCUCAAAGUACUGGCAGUACAUUGCCAGUGAACUAAAGGAUUUUAAACGUAACGUUUCAACGGUUAAAAUGCGUUGGCAACUGGCUCUGUUUAGCUAUAAGCGUUAUAUGCGCGAACGUUUUACAUUCCCGAAGGAUAAACCCUUGCCAAAAUAUUGCCGAAGUUUACCAGUGGACGAAAUGUUUUUCCUCGAUUAAUUACCGCUACUAUAAUAAGCGCAAUAGAUCUCUAUUUAAUAUUAAACAUUUUUUAACUUUAAUAAAUUAGUGUGCGUUAAGUAUUAGUAUGCUAAGAUUUUAUAAUAAUUUUUAUAACACUAAAGUCCAAAUAAGUUCUAUUUAUUUGUUUUUGGCAUUUGAAAGUGUUUGCUGAUAUUACUACAGUUAUAAUUUAGUGCACUUAAGCAUUUUUUCAAUUAGUCAGUGCCAUUUAUGGUAUAGAAGUAUGAAAUUUGUUAAAAAAAAAAUUGCAAAAAAUCAAAGCAGUAAACACACAAGAAUUGUGAAAAACAAACAAAAUUGUUGAAAAUAUUUUUUUUUUAUAUUUAGUACGAAAAAUAUGCGAAAUUAUAGUCAUCAUGUUAUAAAAAAUAUAUGUAUUAAGCUAUGAUAUGCUAAAAAUACUUCAUUUAUUAAGCAGCUACACAUUUUUUUUUUGUUUUUUAAUAUUUAUUUUGUGUAUUUAAGUGCGAAACCAUUUUGUAAUUUAACAAUUCAUUAGUUAAGUUAUAUUUAUAUGUGAAAAUAAAUUUAGUAAUUCAUAAAUUAAAUAAUAAUGAAUGAAAUUUUGCGCUACAAAUCCAAAACUGCCUUUUUAUGCGCAAAUGCGUUAUAACAUAAAGUGAGGUUAUAAAAAUUUAAUAAAAAAAUUUUAUUGUUUAAAUUGUAUAAAUUUCUUAAAUUUGUAUACUAAUAUCUCUUUCUUCCCUCACCCAACAGAUAAACAAGCUAGUGACGAUGAGGAUAAUGAAAUCGAGAUUGUGGAACCUAAAACGGACACAAUUACGCUUGACUCGGACAAUGAAGACGAAGAGCCAGCCAAACAAACCGACACGCCUGAAACACCACAAUUAAUUACGAUCAUUAACACUGCACCCAGCAGCAAGUCUGCGUGUCAUAUCAGCCCAGAGGAUAACCGUCAAAAACUGAUAUUAAAAGAACAACUGACGCUUCCCAAAGGCACUACAAUUGUGCCUACUACACCAGUGCCGAGUUUGACUAAGCUGCCGUCGCUUUCCAACAGCAACACCAUUACCAUCAAAAGGCCCAAUGAUAAUAAUAAAAUGGAAGAGGUCGAUAUGAUGUCAGCGGCUAAGAAAUUUCUCGUUAGUCUUCUGGAAGUGGACUCAGAUGGUGGCGAGCAGCAACAACAACGCAAACAGCCUCGCAAGAAAACCACCAACAAGCCGAAUCCGACGCUGUUGAAGCAGAAGGAGAUGCUUGAACGCGAGCGCUUGGAAGAGAUGAAACGUAACGAUUUGAAACUGAAAAUGAAAUGCGCCAUAUCAUUGAAGAAGGCCGAAGAAGAAUACCCAUUCGCUAGAGAUAUGCUGCAACAGCACGAAAAUGAGUCAAAGACUGAAAUGCGCGCUAACGAAGCGCAGAGCGUGGCAAGUACAGAAGAGCAAUUGGAAGUGGCUGAAAGUACCGACGAUGCCGACACAAAGGAGCUCAACGAGAGUGAUGAAGCUGGAAAUGAGAAUGAUUCUGGUGAUAUGGAAAUACUAACGGUAGAUUUAGAGAGUUCCAUUGAUGAUGGUAAGGAGACCGAAAUAGUGUUGGAUGGCGAAAAAUCGCCAGCGCAGAAAUGUGUUGAGGUUGAGAAUAACGGUAAUGGCGAAAAAUAUACAAUUGUCAUGGAUGACGAGGAUGAAGGCAAAGAGAAAUCGCUGAUUAUCGAAGUUGAAGGCAAUAGCAGCAGUGAGAAGCAGUCACUGCAAGUGGUCAUCGACGAGAACACGGCGAACAGCAAUGACGAUAGCAACGAAAAGUGUACAAAAA
Bactrocera oleae (olive fruit fly) is the source of this 5832-nucleotide messenger RNA. The record is from RefSeq and is a predicted model, not a curated record. NCBI's taxonomy places the organism in Eukaryota, Metazoa, Arthropoda, Insecta, Diptera, Tephritidae.